Messenger RNA from Wallemia mellicola CBS 633.66, 1491 nucleotides. RefSeq names its product alkaline phosphatase-like protein. The transcript is spliced from 2 exons. The coding region runs from base 1 to 1491 and encodes 496 amino acids. Gene Ontology annotation, biological process: dephosphorylation. Gene Ontology annotation, molecular function: alkaline phosphatase activity. Lineage: Eukaryota; Fungi; Basidiomycota; Wallemiomycetes; Wallemiales; Wallemiaceae. Gene Ontology annotation, cellular component: fungal-type vacuole membrane. The record is from RefSeq and is a predicted model, not a curated record.
AUGAAACUACCAACAUCAAUUGGCUUAUUCUGCGCACUCGCGCUCGUAUCAGCCCAACCGACGAACAAAGAACAAAAGAAUGUCAUCUUAUCUAUAUCAGACGGUCUGGGACUUCCUGGUUUAACAAUGUCAAGAGAGUAUGUCCGUAACUUAGAAACAAAUGGUAAUUUCCUCAAUUACACCUAUCAAUUGCCUUUGGAUGACGACAUGGUUGGCAGUUUGAGAACGAGUUCAGCGAAUACCUACAUAACAGACAGUGCAGCAGCUGGGACAGCGAUGGCAACUGGUAAGAAGACCCUCAACAAUGCUCUUGGUGUUGAUGUCGAUGGUAAUGCCAUCGGUAGUGUACUCGAAGCUGCAAAAUUGGCAGGAAUGCACACAGCUUUGGUUACGAAUUCAUACGUUUCUGACGCUACUCCUGGUGCUUUCAACGUUCAUAGCCAAAGUAGAGACGAUUACUGGUUCAUUGCCGAACAAAUUCUUGGCUUCCGCGGCGCAUUAGGCAUACCAGCGGCUGACAUAGUCAUCGGAGGUGGUUACUGUCCUUUCAUACCUAAAUCAGCGGAGGGAAGUUGUCGUCCUGAUGAUCGUGAUCUAUUGCAAGAAGCUCAGGAGAAGGGAUGGACAGUUGCUCGCACUAUUGAAGAACUCAAUGAGGCAGAUAGCGCACCACUUAUUGGUGUAUUUGAUGAAAAAGCCAUGAACUACACUCUCGACUUAAGUGAGGAUGAACCAUCAUUGAUGCAGAUGGCAGAAAAGGCUCUCGAAAUUCUUAUCAAGCUUAGCAAUGAGGAUGGAAAAGGUUUCUUUAUAAUGGUUGAAGAGGGCAUAAUUGAUUACGCAGGACACGACAAUGAUCCUGUUGCCCAUGUCUCAUCAACUCUCAACCACAUGAAUGUACACGUCAGAAUAAAGGAGUUAUUGAAGCAAAUAAAUGGCGAAACACUUGUCGUUGCUACAUCCGAUCACGAUACUGGUCAACUUGGAUUAGGUACAUCACUCCCAACGGAUGCUGAAUUAGGUGAAUAUCAAUGGAAGCCAGAAGUAUUGGCAAAUGCAAAGCACUCUGGUGAUUAUAUAUCGAAGAGACUCAGAGAAUUAACGGAAAUCACCAGUGACGUCAUCAUAGAUGCUUUCAAGCAGUACAGUGGUAUAGAAGAUCCAACGGAAGAGGAAAUCAAGCGUGUACUGGAUGCAGAAGGUUCAUCUAGCGGUUUAUCAGAUGCAUUCAACAUCGCGGUGAGCAAUAGGGCAAGAGUCGGCUGGACAACGCGUGCGCACACCGCCGCAGACGUGCCAGUCUACUGCUACGGCAGCAAAUACUGCGAUCAAUUCAAGGGAUCGAUCGAAAACACGGAAUUACCUCAAUUAAUUGAGGAUUAUCUCAAGCUUGACAUCAACAACGUCAGUGAAAUGAUAAAAGAUUUUAAUACUAAUGCUACUGAAAUUCUCGGUAGAGAUACCAACGAUAGAGAUGUAAACCAUCAAUAA